GGCUGCAGCUCGCUCCGGGGAACCUUGCGUUGAGGUAAAUGGCUGAUUCAGAGCAAGAGGCAAAUGAUCUGUCUGAAACAGAUAAUGAAAAUCAAGCUAUAGAGGACACUUCUAUAGUAAAGCAAACAGAAGAUAUUACAGAUAUUGAAGAUUCUACCAAGAACCAGACAGAUACAGCAUACCUGAAUGAAACAGGUCUACCUUCAGAGCAGGAAUACAACCCAGAAUCAACGCAAGAACUGGGUACUGCUGAGGAACCAAUACAAGAGAAGGAUGCUGCUGUAGAACAAGUACAAAGGCUAGAUGCAUUUGAGAACCUGAACAUUAGUCAGGAACCAGCACAGGAUGUAGAUGUUGCUGAGGAGCAGUUGCAGAGGAUAAAUGCUGCAGAAGAUCAAACCACAGCCAAGGAACUAGCCAGAGAGGGAGAGCUGGUUGGGGGUCCGGCUGCGGCUGAAGGAUUGACAUUGGGGUUGGACAGAAUAGGAAAAGGAUUUCAUACAAAACUCCCAGAUUUUCAGAAAGGUGUUUCACAUUUCCAAGAUUUUGGCCAGGAAAUUAAACCAACCAGAGAUGAGUCGGGUGCUUCAACAUUUGAAAGUAAAGGUGCCAUUGAAGAUGUUUCUGAACGGCAUCCUGGUUUAGCAGCUGUUGUUCCAGAAGGCUUGAAAGAUUUGGCGGAUCCAUUUUCAGAAAGUAUAAAAAAUGCUACUGUAACAGUUAAAUUCAUGCUACAUCCCGAUAUCCAGAUUUUCACGAAGUCUUUUAACAUUAACCGAAAUGUGGAAGAAAUCAAACAGUACUUUGCAAAGCGAUUAAAAAUACCACUGAAUGUUUUACAAUUUAUGUUGCUAGGGAGAAUAAUUGAAAAUUAUGAAACCCUCUGGAGUCUUGGUGUGCAGCCUAAUGGGACAAUACAAUUUGAUAUGUUAUCACUGGAUGAAGAAAACUUUCCAAUCAAAGCAUACAAACUCCUGCAAGAAUUCUAUAUGCCUGAUAUUAUAACUGUUCGAGUUCAAACAGAGCCAGACACAUUUCAGGAUGUAUCUAUAGAAAUUAAAAGGCCAACAUUUGAGAAACCAUUCUUGGGUGGAUUUAGACAUAAGGAAACAGGCAUAGAAUACCAUAACGCAGGAUCACAGACAGAUCCCAAAAAAAACCCAGAAAAAGAAUAUGAAGAGUUCUGUAGGUCAACACAGACAGUGGUAGAAAGAAAAAAAUUACAACAGACCAGAAAUACAACUUCUACACAAAUGACGAAGAUUGGUGUUUAUGUGUCAAAUAUCACUGAUAAGCUUAUAGAACCAAAACAGUAUGUGACAGCUGAAGAAUAUCAUGCACGACGACUUAGGGCAAUAAUUGUAAUACAAACCUAUUAUCGGCGAUGGCUAGCUAUUCAAUUUGUAAACAAACUAAAAGAACAAUUAAGGUUGAGAAUGGAAUGGGAAAGGGAAGAAGAACUAAGAAAACAGAGAGAGAAGGAAAUAAAAUUGCUAAGGGAGUAUAAUCGAAGACUGUAUCCUAAAACAAAGGAUGAUUUUGAAUUACUUUAUCAUGCUUUAGAAUUAUGGAGACAAGAGGAACUUGAGCGCAUCAACAGCACUUUCACUGGAGCUGAACGGAAAGCAGCUCUCUGUGGACUUUUAGAAAAAGAGACCCAGCUGAUUGCUUCCAUUGGGAGACAGAAAAUAAAUGCAGUAGAAGAGAACCAGGAAAAAGCAAUCCUGUCCUUUCUGGAAAAGUGUGCAGAACCAAAAAGAUGGAAAGCAUUUGAUGGCAGAACCACAGAAAUGGAUACACAAUUCACACUGCGGGCCAGGGAAUUACUUGAAAUCUAUCGUAGCAUCAGUAUGAAAGAUCUUCCCCAAGAUGAGCGUCUAGAUGUGCUGUUAACCCUGAAACAUACAGUGAAGGAACAUGAAUGUAAACUCACACAUGAAAUAGUGGAAUUAAUUGAUAGAGAAGCAGACCUCAUGAUGAGGGCAGUGAAGGAAUGUAAUUUACAAGGACUUCGACAAAGAAUCUGUACAUUAUUUCUUCAGUAUAUUAAAACACCACUUUUUAAUCCAGAGAUUGCAAGACUUCUCAAGGUACCAGCUGAUCCAAUGAAGCUUUAUCACAACAUCUACUUUUGCCUUGGCUGCAAAAAAUAUCUACCUUCUACCAGUUUUGCCCUAUCUGCUAGUUCUUCCACCAUUGGCCGGUGUCAUCUGUGCUGCAAGCUGGAUAAUGAGGCUCGCAAGAGGGAAGCCUUUUUGAAGUACAAACGGAUGCUUCGAAAUCUCAGAGAUUCUGAAAUGAAAUAUAACGAUGGUGCUAAGAUUGCCUUUAUAUUUCAGCAGCAAGACUUACACUACAUGGUUGAACAUUUCUGGGGUGGUCAGUCAGUUCUUAGUGCUUGGGAUGAUCUCUAUGAUUUGGUCAUGGUUAGGUGGAAUAAGUGGCAAGAAUGGUCUCCCUGGAACACUAUUCUCCUCACAAAGGAUGAAGCUGAAGCUCAUCUUAAGCUGAACAGUCUUGAAAAGGCUUAUGAGAAGGUGUUCAUUCACAGGAUAAAGCACAAGCAAAUGCUUGCAAGAAACUAUUUUUCUCAGUUUCCAGAGCUGGCAGCUGCUCUUUAUAAAAGUGACAAGCAAACUAACACAGAAGAACUUUCAGUAACCAAGUCUGUAGUGACUGUAUCAUCAAAGUAACACUUAAACAUCUAAGGAAAUGUUGCUUGGAAAAAUGGACUGAUUGUGAGCUUAAAGAACAUUUGUUUGCAUGCCCUAGAUUUUUCUUAAAACUAUACUGGCAAAAAUGCAAUGUAAAACUUGAUUUCUGAUUGAUUAUUGUUAGUCUGCAACUCUUUCACAUACACCUCUUUGGUAUACAGUAUACUUUUGGUAGAAUAUGUUGUGUGCUCCCCUUUAAUCAUUCUUUCUUUUUAAAGAAAUAAUAUUUUGGUACCAUAGCCAGGUCUUAGGUAACAACUUUAAAAAGGCAAAUUUAAAAUAGAGAGUAUCUGUUUUGUUUGUGAGAAGUCUUGCAUAUUGACAGCUGGCACAUACUAAAGGACUUGCCUUAAAGAGAUGCUACUUUGAUACAGAGUAAAGUAAUAUAGGGUGAAGUCAUAUAAAGAUUUUCUUAUGGCCAGCACUGUUGCUUUUUAUUGUACCACAACAGAUUAGGGAUAGUUCAAUUUGUUAAGGAAACAAUGAAAAAGAAUGUUAAAGGUUAAAUUACUUAUUUUUUCUGACUUUUACUAUCUUUAUCCUAAUCGUCAACAUCUCAGAGAGUAAACUUAAAUAGAACUCAAACCAUGGUUAAAGGCAUCUUAAAGAUUUUUAACUAUUUUGUGUGGCUUUCAUCAUAUUUAUCUAAUAUGCACAUAGACUAAUAUCUUGAAUCUUCAAUAAACCCAAUUUAUUCAUAUUACAUGAUAAAUCCAUUUUUAAUUGCUGGAAGCAUCAGAGUAGAAUGUGAACAAUUGCAGGACGUGUUAAAUCUAUUCAGUUGCAUAAACAUAAAUAUUACUAGCAAUUUUAUAAAACAAUAUAAAAUUGCAUUCAUUAUGUUCAGAUCAAAUAUUUUUCCGACUCAUUGCAAGAAAAGAUUGAUCUAUUUUAGAAGUGUGCACAGGCAUUGUCUAUAUCUAGCCAAACAGCGGAUUGUGUUUUCCCUUGAAAGCUAAGUUUUAUGCCAGGUACAAACUGCCUUUAAAGUUUCCCUCAGUUUCAAGAGUUUUUUAAGACAUCGUGAGGGUUGAAACAGUCCAAAAUUAUUUUGAUGAUUAAUUGAGCAGUAUGUUAUUAAUUGGAGACAAGGCGCAGUAUGUUAUUCUUCUUAGAAUGAAAUAUCCCAGAUUAGUUUCCUGUAUAGUCAUUUUUUACAAUAUUUUUAAAUACAGUUAGUUUGCUGACAAGGCUUACAGUUGAGUAACUUUUGUAAUAACUUGAAUACAGUACACCAUGCUUUAGACUGCUGUCCAUUUAUUUCCAAAAUGAACUGCGUGCAGCUACCA
Molecule: messenger RNA, 4003 nt
Organism: Python bivittatus (Burmese python)
Lineage: Eukaryota; Metazoa; Chordata; Lepidosauria; Squamata; Pythonidae
Gene: IQUB
Product: IQ motif and ubiquitin domain containing
Biological process (GO): cilium assembly; flagellated sperm motility
Cellular component (GO): acrosomal vesicle; motile cilium
Molecular function (GO): protein binding
Source: RefSeq, a predicted model, not a curated record